AUGUCAUCAAUACCUUACAAUUUGCAAUAUUACGUGGAAAAAGAUAGAAACAACUUAUUCCAAUGGCUAUCGUUUUUGGUAGGCGUUUGUUCAUUCUUAUUAUAUGGUAUUGGAUUUCACUGGCUCCCAAAGCUCUUGCGAGAAAGAAGAAAAGGGAUAUCUAAAUCCACACUUGUAUUUAAUAUAUUGAAAGGAACGGAUCUAAUCAACAUUUGUUUCCCAAUUAAUGUUCCUUUCGUAUCUAAGUUUUAUGUUCACCCUGGUUUGAUUUUGUUAUGCCUGGGGUACUGUGCAAUCAACGCUGUAUUUUCAUUUAUUAAAACGGUGGAUCUCGAUUAUCAACCAAGAUACUAUAUUGUGAGCAAAAGAUUGGGAAAGCUAGCUGUCGGCAAUCUAUUGCUUCUAACUUUGCUGAUCAUUAAGUCUGAUAUAGUAAUGUUUGCUACUGGCUUGAAGCAAGAUCGUUUACAAUUUUUUCAUAGGUGGUCAGGGAGGCUUGUGUGGGUUAUGGCCACACUCCAUUUAGCAUUAGCUAUCACCUAUUGGUUAAGGUUAAACUUUAGUGUAAUGAUUCUUAUCCCGCCUCAAAUCUUUGGGAUGAUAUCUUAUGGCAGCUUAUGUAUAUUGAGUUGGGGAAGCAUUAGGGUCCUUCGAAAAUUUGCCUAUGACUUCUUUUUAAUCCAACACAAGAUAUUUUCUGGAAUAAUGUUCUUAUUCGUGUUGUUCCAUAACCCAGAGAGCAGAGUGAUUAUAAUUUUAGCAAUUCACCUUGUGGUACUUGAUAAAGUUAUUGGUAGGAUUGUCACAUUUAUUCGCAGGAAAUUCAGUCCUAAUGGUGGAAUGUCUCAAUUUAGAAUUUUGGAUGAAGAAACAUUGGAAGUAACUAUUUCACUUGGUAAAUCCUCAAGUAAGACUAAGCGGUGGUAUAAAUAUGUCUUGCCUUCUGUGAAAACAUGGAAGGCGGGACAGUAUGUGUAUCUCAAUGUUCCCAAGGUUAGCUUGUUUCAAUAUCAUCCUUUCACGAUUGCCAGUCUAGCAAGUUCAGGAGACAUGAAAUUACUUAUUAAGCACAAAAAAGGAUUUACAAAAAAAUUAUUCAGAAAGGUAUCUCAAUUGAAUGCAAGUAACUCUAUGGAUGAAGGCGGAAAUCUGAACAGUGUGAAUUUAAAGGUUUUAAUAUCUGGCCCUUUUGGUGGAUUGCUACAACCAUUAAUUACUUUUGACUCUCUGUUAUUUUUGCCUCGGGAGUAG
This is a messenger RNA of Priceomyces carsonii, 1251 nucleotides long. RefSeq names its product ferric reductase family protein. Gene Ontology annotation, molecular function: ferric-chelate reductase activity. Gene Ontology annotation, cellular component: plasma membrane. The coding region runs from base 1 to 1251 and encodes 416 amino acids. The record is from RefSeq and is a predicted model, not a curated record. NCBI's taxonomy places the organism in Eukaryota, Fungi, Ascomycota, Pichiomycetes, Serinales, Debaryomycetaceae. The transcript has a single exon. Gene Ontology annotation, biological process: iron ion transport; copper ion import; intracellular iron ion homeostasis.